This is a messenger RNA of Linum trigynum, 4414 nucleotides long. The record is from the annotation of a GenBank genome assembly. Lineage: Eukaryota; Viridiplantae; Streptophyta; Magnoliopsida; Malpighiales; Linaceae.
AACAAUGUAUCGAUUUAACUAUCACCAAAACCGCACAACCCAAUAGUUGAAAUUAAAGCCCAUAACAAUGAUGGCACAAACAAUAUCUUGAGCCCAGUGGAGGAGGUAUCCCGUCUGUACUAGGCCGAACCCAAUAGGAAAGGGCGAAAGGCAGAGGCCCAUUCACUCAUUCUCCAAACAGCAACAGCCUGCAAAAGGAGGUUCGGUAGUAAGUCUGCAACGACGUGGGAAGGAAUAAUCGGAUUCUGUCCGGCUAAACUUUUGGAAUUUGGUCCGCCCGAGAGAGCAUCCGGACCCAAUCUUCGAAUGAACCCGAACGCUUAAGCUAGCGACGCCACAACUCGACGAAUUGACGAGCACAACGAAACGAACUAAUUUCCGGAUCGCCGCCGGAUAUAUUCGAAAUCCAACACGCCGCCCGGAAAAAUCCACAUGCCCGAGCAGCAGAAGGAAGCUAACAAAAUUUCAUCGUCUCAGUCGAACUGCACGCCGGAGGAAUUUGAAUUCGUGCUUGCCGGAGCAGCAGAAGGGAGGAAGGGAACAGCUUCUUUUAUCGUAGCUCUUCAUCUGACUCGACAUGUUUUCUAAAUUCUUCAAUAAGAACGUCGACGCAGCGGAGCAAACUCCGCCGUCUACCCAGGAAAAUGCAUCAAAAGGAAGUUUGACGUUCAAAGACAUAAAUCCUCGUGUUAAUCUUCACUAUGGAAUUCCUUCUACCGCGUCUGUUAUGGCUUUUGAUCCAAUUCAAAGUCUUUUGGCAGUGGGAACAUUGGAUGGGAGAAUAAAAGUGAUUGGUGGUGAUAACAUUGAGGGGCUUAUGGUGUCUCAAAAGCAUUUCCCCUUUAAGUACUUGGAGUUCCUACAAAACCAAGGUUUCUUAGUCAGUGUCUCGAGUGAAAAUGAGAUUCAGGUUUGGGAUUUAGAACAAAGACGGAUAGUUUCUUCCUUGCGAUGGGAGUCCAGUAUUACCGCAUUCUCUGUGAUACAUGGAUCAAGCUAUAUGUAUGUUGGAGAUGAGUAUGGCAUGGUUUAUGUGGUAAAAUACAAUGCAGAAGAAUCCUCUCUAGUGCCUCUCCCAUAUUAUGUUCCAACAAGUGCAAUAGAUGAACCAUCUGGAGGAUCAUCAUCGAACCAACACUCUAUUGUAGGAGUUCUUCCCCAGCCAUCUUCUCAAGGAAAUAGAGUGUUAAUUGCUUAUGAUAAUGGAUUACUCAUUCUAUGGGACGUGUCUGAGGAUAAAGUUAUUGUGGUUAAAGGGAAUAAAGAUCUUCAGUUGACGAGCAAAAUAGCUGUCAAUUCUCAAGAAGAGUUAAGACAGGAGGAGCCUUCAGACGAUGAGCAAUUGGAGAAAGAGAUAAGUGCUCUGUGUUGGACAUCUGGCAGUGGGACAGUUCUUGCUGUGGGUUAUGUUGAUGGAGACAUAAUGUUGUGGAACCUAUCAACAAGUGUUCCCUCUAAUGGAAAUGAUGUUGUUAAGCUACAAUUAUCAUCAAAUGCCAGUAGACUACCAGUCAUUGUUUUGCAUUGGCGUCCAAAAAGACCACGUGAUGACUGUUCUGGCCAACUCUUUGUCUAUGGUGGUGAUGCAAUUGGAUCUGAGGAAGUUCUAACGAUUUUAAAUCUAGACUGGUCUGCUGGAAUUGGCAAACUAAAAUGCAUUGGGCGUACAGACAUUACUCUCAAUGGCUCUUUUGCUGACAUGGUUCUGUUCACAAGAGGUGUUUCAGUGGAUACAACUGGGAUAUUAGUGUUGACAAAUCCAGGACAACUGCAUUUUUAUGACAGUGCUUGCUUGUCUAGCUUGACAUCAAAGGAAAAGAAAAAAGUUACUGUGUCUCCAAUUGAAUAUCCCAUCGCCAUACCUACUGUUGACCCAAACAUGACUGCAGCAACGCUUGGUUUGAUACGUGUAGAAGUGAAUCUUUUGAGGGCUUUAUCUGAGAAAAUCGCUGCUGUAAAAUUGAGAAGGGUUGAGGUUUCUGGAAAUACAGAUUGGCCAUUGACUGGUGGUAUUCCUAGCCAAAUUAUGGAAGCUGAAAUUUAUCAAGUUGAAAGAGUUUAUAUAGCAGGAUAUCAGGAUGGAUCUGUCAGAAUAUUUGAUGCAACAAGUCCAACCAUUUCAUUAUAUUGUGUCUUAGGACCAGAGGUCAAAGGUACAAGUAUUGAUGCAGCAAGUGCACCAAUAUCUGCACUGGAGUUUUGCUCCGCCAAGUUAACUUUGGCUAUUGGCAAUGAACUUGGUACGGUGCUUUUAUACGAUUUAACUUGGACUACAGAUGCAAUGCAGCUAAACUGCGUUACAGAAAAUGGAAAAGAAGUUUACACUGUACAAGGAGGGGAUGAGCCUCACUGCACAGCCGUGUUUACCUUCCAUACUUCACCUAUAAGCACUCUUCAAUUUCUGCAUUCUGGAUCCAGACUUGGUGUUGGAUUUCACUCUGGAAGGGUGGCAUUGCUUGAUAUUAACACAUACUCAAUAUUGUUUCUCACUGAUAGUAUGUCCAACUCCUGUUCUCCAAUUAAAUCGCUGGAUAUGAGGCCAUCUACUGAAACUAUUAGUGUGAUUAAGGAUCUAGGGCAGAGUGAAUCCAAAUGUAUGGAUAACAGUGCCGAUCAGGAAGUUUUUGUUGUAACCAAGGAUGGGCAGUUUGUACUUCUUGAUGGAAACACGGGAAAAAUCAUCAUUUCUCAGUCGCUUAAAGCCGAAGACGAAUCCAUUGUUGUUUCUAUGCACAUCAUAGAUAGUAGCAAGACGACAUGCGAAAGUGGAACCACCCAUGGCAGUGAUAAUCCACUCAACACAGAUGAAGAAGCUACUUCAGGAGCCUCCGGUUGUGGGAAGACAGCUGAAAGUUUCUGUCUUGUGCUUUGUUGCGAAAAUGCAUUGCACCUAUACUCUGGAGGUACAACCCCUGUUGAGACGAUGAAUCUUUCGAAGCCAUGCUGUUAUGCUACAACUUUCAAGAAGGAUGACAAAGAUGCUGGACUCAUUGUGAUUUAUCAGACUGGGGAAAUUGACGUGAGGUCUUUGCCAGACUUUAGAUUGGUGGGUGAAAGCAAUUUAAUGAUGAUUAUAAGGUGGAACUUCAAGACUAAUAUGGAUAAGAUGAUAUGUUCCUCAGAAAGUGGGCAGAUUAUGUUGGUAAAUGGGUGCGAAGUUGCUUCAGUCUCUCUUUUGGCAUUUGAAAACGACUUCAGGAUUCCGGAUUCGUUACCUGUUCUUCACGACAAAGUGCUAGAAGCUGCUAUUGAUGCUGCUGCCGACAAUUUGUCUCCCAGUGAGAAGGAUAAACAGGGUUCCCUACCUGGAAUUUUAGGUGGCAUUCUCAAGGGUUUACAAGGAGGUAAGGUGGAGGAGCAGAAAGUGGGGUUUCCUAAGGUUGGGAAGAGUAACUUGACACAUCUAGACACCAUAUUUUCCAAUCCCCCAUACUUGAAGCCUUCUUCUUUGAACUUUGACGAUGACCGAAACGAUGGUGUGGAACUUAGCAUAGAUGAUAUCGACCUCGAUUUUGACCAGCACGUGGUAGUGGAAGCAUCUUCCACCGAGGAGAGCAACAACGAGAAGAAAGACAAGGGAAAGGAAAGAGAGAAGUUAUUUGAAGGUGCAACGACUGAUUCAAAGCCCAAAAUGAGAACAGUUGAAGAAAUCAAGGCCAAAUACGGAAAGGAGGACGCUGCUGGAGCAGCUGCACUCGCAAGGAACAAGCUUGCCGAGCGUGGUGAAAAACUUGAGAGGCUGAGCCUGCGAACAGAGGAGCUGCAGAAUGGUGCUGAAGAUUUCGCAUCAAUGGCUCAGGAACUCGCUAAGCGAAUGGAGAAGCGUAAUAAAUGGUGGCAGUUAUAAUCAUAUCAGAUCCCGUACCCAAAACAGACAUUAUAGUCGUUAACGAGCUUGCUUGGCUUUCAAGGUACAGAAGAAAAGAAGCCAUUGUUGACCCUUCGUUUGGGUGGAUACCCCAGUUACCACACUGUACCCAAUCUCCAACCCCUACAUUUUGACGUGUGCAUAAGAUAUCUGCAUAUUUAACUACAGCUACCGCCUAAGCUUGUAUAUUGUGAUUUGUGAAUACAAAGAACACCUGAGUUUACAUGAACACAAUGUUUGACUGUCUAAACUAACAACAUACACUGCCCACACCAGCCAUAGGAGGAGGUGGAUAGAAUGAUGAAAGUGUGCUCUCUGCGCAAAAAGAAGAGUGAAUCCUAUUCACUAGCUCGAGCCUUCCUGUUAGAAGCCUUGCAUGACGCAGAAGUGUUUUCUUCUUAUGGUUCUCACCUAUGAUUGUGUCUUCUUCUUCUCACCUGUGAUUGCCGUCUUAUUUCUUCAACUUCUCGUCUUCUCAGAAAUCAUUGAAUCAACAUCAGUUUGGCUAAAAAGAAGGCGUUCCAUCAAUGAAUGUGCCCAUAAAUG